CUCUGCUGUCCCUUACGUUAUGCCCAGUACUCCACACACACACUGGCAGCUGGAGAGGGAAGACGUAAUGGUUUGAUUCCCUGCGCGCUCGCCAUGGUCGUCGCUGUGACAUUACUCGGCAGAAUCCUCUAACGCGAGGACGAGAUGAAGGCGGGGGCAUCGUCCAUGUGGGCGUCAUGCUGUGGGCUGCUGAACGAGGUGAUGGGAACGGGAACGGUACGGACGCAGCAGCCGGGGUUUGGAGCGGGAGCAGGGCCCUUCCGCUUCGCCCCAAGCGCAGGGUACUCCACGUACCCCCCCACCAGCUCAGGAAGCGCUGGGCAGCUGUGCAAGGCCUGCGGACUGGCCUUCUCUGUCUUCAGACGCAAGCACAUCUGCUGUGAUUGUAGGAAGAGUUUCUGCGCGCUUUGCUCGGUGCUGCAAGAAAACCUACGCUGCUGCACAACCUGCCACCUGCUGCGUGGCACAGCCUUCCAGCGGCCUCGCCUCAUGCAGCUCAGAGUCAAAGACCUGCGCCAGUACCUGCUGCUGCGCAACAUCCCCACAGACACGUGCAGGGAGAAGGAGGACCUGGUUGACCUGGUGCUCUGCCAUCAGGGGGCACGGGGGGCACGGGGCACACGGGAGACUCCAAGGCCCGUCAUGGAGGAGGACGACGACGAUGACGAUGAUGAUGAGGAGGAGGAGGAUGAUCAAGAGGAGGAUGAAGACACACAUGAUGAUGAGGAAGAUGAAGGGGGAGACGACACAGACAGUCUGCACUCGCUCCCCCACUCACAUGCAGCAUCUCCCCCAUCUGCAACUCGCUCCACCUCUGAACAGUCGGUCCUGUCUGCCUUACAGGGAGACGUGCUCAGCCCGAGUGACAGUUCAGGGACCGCCAGCCAGGAAACACCCACGGCAUCUCUCCUGAACCUGGAUCCCACUGAGAACAUCUUAGAGGUCAGCCCGGCCACGCAGAGGAGGAUCAGGGCCUCGCUGUCUGAUCUUGACAAUGAGGAGGCGAUAGAGAACCUCUCGGUCCGCCAGCUGAAAGAGAUUCUUGCCAGGAACUUCGUCAAUUACUCCGGCUGCUGCGAGAAGUGGGAGCUGCUGGAGCGAGUGCACCGACUCUACAGGGAAAACGAGCAGAACAGGAAAUCCAUGGAAAACGUGAGCAUAACUGCAGUGGUUGCAUAUCCUCCACCUCUUUGCAGCAGUGGAGUUGGAGACGGUGUCAGAGCUCAGCUGGCGGCGGAUGAAAACCUCUGUCGCAUCUGCAUGGACGCCAUCAUCGACUGUGUGCUGCUUGAAUGUGGCCACAUGGUCACCUGCACCAAAUGUGGGAAGAGGAUGAGCGAGUGUCCCAUCUGCAGGCAGUAUGUGGUGCGGGCCGUGCAUGUCUUCAAGUCUUAAGACUCGGAGCAGCCCUCAGGCGCGUGCACGUGGACCUGAGAUUGUCCCUGAGGAUGAAACGCUGUGCAUGACGUCUCACAGGGCCCGAUGCUGCAGCAGGUGGGAGCAACAUCCCGCUCUUUGGACUACACGGUUACCUCUGAUCUUACAACAAUCUGCUCCCUCCAUCCUCGUCCCACCUCACUAACUCAGACUCCGGUCCCUGCCACCCUCUGAAGUGGACCGGCAGCUGCACCGUAGCUUCUGUUGUUGUUGUCUGCCUCUCCUGUGGUCUGUUUGACACGCAGCAGAAGACCCUCGUCAUCACUACUCUGCACUGUUUAGAUUCUUCUCACAGGAGGUGAAAGGAGGCGGUCCUGGGGAUACUUGAAGAGGGUCUGCUUGUUGUUUGUGGUGACACACAGUACUGUGCAAAAAAUUUAAACCAUGUCUCCUUUCUUUUAUGGACAGAAAAUAAAUCAGACAACAAAUUAUGAUAAACUAAAGAAAAGUUGUUAAAAGCUUACUUUCUGCUACUGAAACAUAAAAAUGCAGUUCAGUAGUUGUGAAACUGAUCGAGUUGUAUCCAUUUUUAUGUUUGCUGAUGAUGUUUAGCUGUGGCGGCCAUCUUGACUGGGAUUGAUUCCAAAAGUUAGCCAGUUGUAGUUGUGUUUUCAGUGACCCCCCCACCCCCCCACCC
This is a messenger RNA of Nothobranchius furzeri (turquoise killifish), 2074 nucleotides long. It is a transcript of the gene rnf34b, whose product is annotated as ring finger protein 34b. The record is from RefSeq and is a predicted model, not a curated record. Gene Ontology annotation, molecular function: ubiquitin protein ligase activity. Lineage: Eukaryota; Metazoa; Chordata; Actinopteri; Cyprinodontiformes; Nothobranchiidae. Gene Ontology annotation, cellular component: plasma membrane; cytoplasm. Gene Ontology annotation, biological process: proteasome-mediated ubiquitin-dependent protein catabolic process; protein K48-linked ubiquitination; negative regulation of extrinsic apoptotic signaling pathway via death domain receptors.